AUGGCCAGCGAAAGUAAGCUACACGUAGUGAUGUUUCCAUGGGUAGCUUUUGGUCACAUGAUCCCUUUCUUAGAGCUCUCCAAGGUCAUAGCCCAAAAGGGUCACAGAGUCUCCUUCGUAUCAACCCCUAAAAACAUCCAACGGCUCCCAAAACUGCCUCCAAACUUCGCCUCUCUCAUAAACCUAGUAAAGAUUCCUUUACCUCUCGUCCCUAACCUCCCUGAAAAUGCAGAGGCCACCAUGGACGUCCGUACAGAAGAUAUGCCCUACCUCAAGAAGGCCUUCGACGGUCUCGAAGCUGGUCUGUCUGAGUUUUUACAGAACUCAUCUGCAGAUUGGAUUAUAUAUGACUUUGCUCCUCACUGGUUACCCCCAAUCGCGGCAAAGCUUGGAGUUUCACGCGCUUUCUUCAGCAUCUUCAACGCCUGGUUUAUAUCUACGCUUGGACCAUCAGUUUCGGCCAUGGUUGACGGUUCUGAUCCAAGGACAGCGCCGGAGCAUUUUGUCGUGCCGCCGGAGUGGAUCCCUUUUCCCACGAACCUUGCGUAUCGGCACUACGAGAUCAAUUGGAUUCGUAGCACAAUAAACAUAAACGCUUCUGGGUUUUCCGAUACGUAUCGUUUGGGCUAUGUGAUUAUGGGGUCUGACGCCAUUUUUAUACGAGACUGUAACGAACUCGAACCUCUUUGGUUGAACCUCCUCGAAGAGCUUCACCAAAAGCCUGUAAUUCCGGUGGGCUUCAUGCCCCCGCCGGCACAAAAUUACGGCGCUGACAAAGAUGAGACAUGGGUUUCUAUCAGAGAGUGGCUUGACGGCAAAAACAAAAGCUCUGUGGUUUACGUUGCAUUGGGGAGCGAAGCGACACUGAGUCAAAACGACGUCACUGAGUUGGCUCUCGGGUUGGAGCUUUCUGGGUUGCCUUUCUUUUGGGCUUUAAGGAAGCCACCUGGGUCGACCAAGUCUGACUCGGUGGAACUGCCACAGGGGUUCCUGGAGAGAAUCAAAGGUCGUGGGCUCGUUUGGACGAGCUGGGCGCCUCAACUCAGGAUACUGUCUCAUGACUCGGUUGGUGGUUUCUUGACUCACUGUGGUUGGAGCUCAACUAUAGAAGGCUUGACAUUAGGGCACCCACUGAUUAUGUUGCCAUUCUUGGUGGAUCAAGGGUUAAAUGCUCUGGUUCUUGUGGAGAAGAAGGUGGGAAGAGAAGUACAGAGAAACGAAGAUGGGUCGUUUACAAGGAAUUCGGUGGCUGAGACACUGAGGUUGGUGAUGGACUUUGACGGCGAGGGAAGAGCUUACAGGAAUAACGCAAAGGAAAUAAGUGAGAUAUUCAAAGACAAGAAUCGACAAGACAGAUAUUUAGAUCAGUUUGUUGAGUAUCUUGAAAACCAGAGAGCUCUUCUUCAAAAGACCUGA
This is a messenger RNA of Ilex paraguariensis (yerba mate), 1416 nucleotides long. NCBI's taxonomy places the organism in Eukaryota, Viridiplantae, Streptophyta, Magnoliopsida, Aquifoliales, Aquifoliaceae. The record is from the annotation of a GenBank genome assembly.